Alligator mississippiensis (American alligator) is the source of this 5189-nucleotide messenger RNA. RefSeq lists its product as uncharacterized. NCBI's taxonomy places the organism in Eukaryota, Metazoa, Chordata, Crocodylia, Alligatoridae. The transcript has 4 exons. Bases 2991 to 3926 code for a protein of 311 amino acids. The record is from RefSeq and is a predicted model, not a curated record.
GCGCCGCCUGGGGCCGGGCCGGGGAGGGGCGCGCUGGGGCCCCGCCUCGUGUCUCAGCCGGGGCCGAUGCGGCUGCCCGGGGCGCACGGACUGAGCUGGGGCGACGCCCCCUGCGGGCGGGCCGCGCUUGUGCGUCGUGCUGUGGGUGGCGCGGCGCGGCGCUCCUGGCGUCUCAAACAGCUCAGGUGUCAUCUCCACUUACAAAUCAGCUGGACGCUUUCCUGACAGGCCAGGGACUGAGGGCUGGGUUACACCGUCUGCCAGCGGCCGCCAUUAGACCGAGUGAGCUGUGAUGUGUGGAGCCAUAUGCCCCAGGAAAAGUUCAUGGAGACAUUUAAAUUCACACCUGUUGGAGCUGCUCUACCCUGCAGGAUGACCCCUAAAAUUUUCAACUGGAGGUACAGAUCCCUUUCAAUGGGAUUCCCAUAUUAAGAAGUUGGUGCAGCAGAAAUGAACAAAAAGUAAUAUUCAAAGGCCUGAUUCAGCACUCCGUAUUCCUUAUGGACUAAACUCUUCCACUACCAGCAUUGCUAUUCCACUCAGAAAAGGAACUUGCCAUCAGCAAGGUCCCUGACUUUGUGCAUCCCACCCUAGGUCUGCAGUAGUGUUAGUGGAAAGGCUGAUCUAACAACUCUGUCUUUUUUAGCCCUUUUAGACUGGGUUUCAUUUGGGACACCCACUGAAGCUGGUGGGCCUACCAGAGGGAUCUGAAUGUGCAUUUCCCAUCUCCCAGUAGAAUGCCUUAGCCGCUAGGCUAUAGGCUGUCUAGGGGUUUGAGGGCAUCUAUCUCAGUUUUGCCUCUUAAAGCUGUCCUGAUUUGUAAGAAAAGUUAAAAAUGCAUUAGGCUAGAGAGAGUGAGCAGCAGGGAGCAUGAUUGUGUGACCUAGUGGUCAGGGCCUGGAGAGGAGAGACAUUGGUUCCAGUCCCUGCUCCAAUGAGGAUGCAUCUACACGAGAUGCUAAAUGUGCAGUAAACUAAUUAUACUGCACAUUAGCACAUCAUGGCAAAAGCCAUGAUAAUGUGCAGUAGAAUCGGUCUACUGCGCAUUAGCAUCACUAAAAGGCUGUGCACCCGUUCUACUGCUCAGAAGCACCAGUUUCUGCAAAUUGAGUUAGUACCUGUUAAUUCAGGUACUAAACUUAUUGAGCAGCAAGCAUGGCGCAUUAAUGCACAUGUAAAUAUGCCCUGAUUUAGGUUUAAGCAUAUUUUCCAAUGAAUAUUUAAUAUACAAUGCAUGAAUAUUCAUUUAUUCUGUGCUGCAUGCUCAUUGUUAAUGCCUUUUGUGGAUUUAGCCCAAAGUUACUUUAGAAAACUGGGGCUUCAUUGUCUAAGCCUCUUGGGUCUCGCAAUGCUGAGCAGCACACUGCCUAAAAAUCUAAUGCUCAUAUGACACUAAUCAGAGCUCACUGCUAGGCAUUUCUGAAAGCCCUGCUAGAUGCCUGUGUGAGACCGUGGGCAUCGGAAACUCCUUAAAAAUGUGGCCCUAUGUGACUCACUGUACCUCUAGAUAUCUACCUACCUUUAAAAAGCUGUCCCCAAAUGUCUUUUGCAUAAAGGAGAUCUGAAUAAAAAGGAAUACAAGAAAUCACUGCUGUUACUUUUCUAUCUAACAUUACAUUCCUUUUUUCAGAUGUCUCAGAUAGAUUGAAGAUCUGAAUGAGGACAAGGGUUAACCCCCACCCCCCUCCCAUAUCAUAAUCAAACAAACAAUAACACACGCAAGUGGCAUUUUACUAGAAAUAGGGGAAGUCUGGAGAGGUAAUUAAGUAAUAAGAAACACUGAAUCUAGAUAAGACUAUUUUUUGUUGCAGCCACAAGAGAACUGUAUAAUUUUAUUUGCAUACCAAUUGCUUCUAAAACACAUUUUCUUAUCUGUUAUAAUUGUAUUUACACAUAAUGAUCUCUUAAUUAAUACACAUUUAAAGGAUAUUGUUCUUCUUCUCCUCUUCCAACAAGGACAUUAAUUGUUAUUUUUUCCCCUGUUGAUUGGAGUCUGCAGUCUCUCUCAUGGUACAGAGGAGCUGUAGGAGCCACAUAAGGGAUUCUUCAGCUAGGCUGGACACACACUGAGCCUGCAAAUCUCUGGCUUUAUAGCUAGUGGGUUGAGAAACAUAUGUCACUCCUCCAUAGCACCAUGUAAGGGUCUAUCAAAAUCCCCACCUGGCUUCAGCUGUACUUUGGAGACCUUUUCCCCAUACAACACUGGCAUCCUUUGUUAAAAAACAAAAAAGCCAAACUUCUGCACUACCAACUGAAUUGAGUACACCUUUAAAAAAAUAAAAAACCCUACCCCAAGGCAGAACAUCUACAAUCCCCUGACUACUACACACAACUCCAAAUAUGCUUCACAGCUAUGCAGAAGAACUUCAGAGAAAAUUAGAAAUCGUAUACUUCACCUACUCUACUCCAAAAGAGACCAACUCAGGAAGGAAAUCACCAUAUACUACAGCAACUUAAAAGACAGCAAUCCAAUCAUCUUCCCUAACAAUAUACAAUUGAUACAAAGAGACUACGAAAAACUUUCUACAACAUUCAUCCUACAUAAAAAGAAGAAAUGGAACAAAUUAUUCCAAGAACAAGCUCCCCAGCCACAAAACAACCAUCAGAGGAACAACACCAACACCCUACAACAGUCCAACCUCAGACUUGAUAAAACUGAAAGCAGCAACCAACCCACAAAUAUUAUCAAUCUCUCCACACACACACUUACCAAAACUGAAAAAUCUGUCUUUUCUAAAGGCCUAAAUUUCUGCCCAGAAAAACACCCUAAUAAAAUACUUCAAUGUGGAGAACUAGAAGAAUUCUUCCGACACCUCCACCUCAAGGAAUAUUUUCACGACCAAACUGAACCCACUCCCAACAACAACUCAUCCUCUGACAACAUUCAGGAAAAGAUCAAUGCCAAAAAACCCCAAAGAACAUCAGAUUGGACACCUCACAGUGGACGAAACCCUAACCUUGACCGCUACAUAAACUGCUUCAGGGAAAGAAUGAACAAUGAAAUAAUCAGCAACACACACCACCAUAACAACCUCUCUCUACCAGAGAAAAAGGCCAUAGAAUCUCUAAGAUCUAACCACCAAAUAGUAAUAAAACGAGCAGAUAAAGGAGGAGCCAUAGUCAUCCUAAACUGUGAAGAUUACAUAAAGGAAGCCAACAGACAGCUCUCUGACACCACCUACUACAAAGAAGUACAAGAAGAUCCUACUCCCCUUUUCACCAAGAAACUCAACAAUACCAUCAAAUCAUUUCCAUCAAGACUACAAAAAAACCCACAGACCUUGAUCCCCCCACUACCUAACCCGGGGACUUUUUACCUGCUCCCUAAAAUCCACAAACAAGGGGACCCUGGCAGCCCUAUCAUAUCCAACCAUGGGACCCUAACUGAGGAAAUAUCAGAUUUUGUUGAAUCAAUCCUAAAACCGCUCGUCACCCACAGAGCAAGUUUUGUACAAGACACUAAAGACUUUCUACGGAAAUUUAAAAACAUAGACCACCUUCCCAGCAACACACUCCUAGCCACCACGGAUGUUCCCAGCCUAUAUACCAACAUCCCACACCAGGAUGGCAUCCAAGCCUGCCUUACAUAUCUACAGGAACAAGAUUACAACUCAGAAUACAGACCCAAAGAUAUUACUGACCUUAUACACUUCAUCCUCACACACAACAAUUUCACUUUUAAUAACCAACACUUCCUCCAGAUGAUGGGAACAGGUAUGGGCACUAAAAUGGCCCCACAAAAUGCCAACCUUUUUAUGAGCCACCUGGAAGAAGACUUCCUUAAGAACUGCACCAUCAAACCCUUGCUAUACUUAAGAUAUAUUCAUGACAUCUUCAUCAUUUGGACUGAGAACCUGCAAUCUCUGAUUGAGUUCCAUCAGAAAUUCAACAAUCGCCAUCCCUCCAUCCAGCUUUCUCUAGAAUAGUCCAGCACCAGCAUCUCCUUUUUAGACAUGAUGAUCAGUAUCCAGAAUGAUAAAAUCCAGACCACGUUAUACAAGAAACCCACAGACCAACAUACAUAUCUGCACAGAACCAGCAAUCACCCUAAACGCACCAAAAAAGCUGUGAUAUACAGCCAAGCCCUCAGAUACCACCCACCGCAUUUGCACUGAAGAGAACACCCGGGAUUGCCACCUCACCAAUCUUAAAAAGGCUUUCACCCAACAAGGACACUCAUCCAGAGACAGAGAUCGCACAUUUGAAAGAGCCACCGGGAUACCAUGUGAAGAACUGCUGCAGUACAGAAGAAAACCCCCCACAAAUGGCACACCGCUGGUUAUGACGUAUCAACCCUCCCUUGAACCUGUAUGGAAAAUCCUCAAAAAAUUGCAACCCAUACUAGAAAGAGACCCUAUUCUUAAAGAGAUCUUCCCAGAGCCACCCAUCCUACCCUUCAAACAAGCACCAAACCUCGCCAACCUCAUCACCAGAAGCAAACUUCCUCAACCCCAGAACACACCAAAAGGAUCCAGACCGUGCCAGGACAAGAAAUGCAAAACCUGCCAACACAUCUCCACCACCCCCACUAUUACUACACCCCACAACAGAGCCAUCAGCAUCCCUGCAUCUUACAGCUGCACCUCCAGAAAUGUAAUAUACCUCAUCCAGUGCACCAAACGCCCUGAUGGAAAAUACGUAGGAGAGAUCAAACAACAACUGCGCACCAGAAUGAAUGCACACCGGAAAUCUAUCAAAGACAGAAAUACCCAAUUAUUGGUGGGGGCACAUUUCUCACAGGAGGGCCACUCUCUCUCCAAUCUCUCAGUCCUGAUCCUCAAGGGAAACUUACAAAACACUUCCCAGAGACGAGCCUACAAGCUCCACUUCAUCAACCUGCUGGAUACCAAAAAUCAUGGACUAAACAUAGACAUUGGAUUUAUGACACAUUAUAACCUGCCUGACAUCUGACUCCCCAGGUCUCUCUCCACUCUCAUCCCCCUUCUCUCUCUCCCCCCCUCCCCCCCAGCCUGUCUCUCACCCAUUGACUUCUCAAUCUACAUUUUCACUGACUACCUGUCUUGUAUGCAUACCAGACCAGCCCCUGGCUAUCCAGGAAGAGCACGCACUAACUGUAGAAACUUCCUUAGCCUGACGAAGGGUUUUUGAACCCGAAAGCUUGCUCAAUAAUUGUUUUCCAACUAUUUAAGUUGGUCUAAUAAAAGAUAUCAGAUUCACCCAAAGAACCU